GAAUGAAUUUCAGCUUUCAACCAAUUUUCAUAGAUUUUCUAUUCCCAUUUUAGUGUCUCCAUAUUCAUCAUAUAUAAUAAUAAAAAUAAUAAUAUAUAUUCCUCUUCCCUUUUCGCUCUUCUUUUGUUCCGAUUCCGAUUUCGCGCCCUCUCUCUCUCUGCUAGGGUUCGCUACCGACACACUAUCUAGAUCCUUCGUAAUUUGGGGGUAAUUGUCCCCCCGAGUUCUUCGUCAGCUCGGAGGUUUAGGAGUAGGAUGGUGUGUGUAGUAAUGAGGCUGCAAAGGAUGUUUCAGUUCAGUUGCUGUUGCUUUUGAUUACAGAAUGUGAAGAGUAUAUGAGUUUAGAGAGAUGGAAGAUUUCCGGGAACCUGAUUUUCUGUUUCCGAGUUGGAUUGUUAAGAAUCACUCAGAAAUGGCAGAAUCUCGGGUUUUCAUUCUGUCUUGUGUGGUUGCGGGGUUAAUAGGGAUUUUGACUAUUUGUUACACUGUUUUUCAAUGGAGAAGGAAUAUAAACUUGGGAUGGAUGAAAGCCAUUGCUAGGUCGAAGAAACAUCCGAAAGCAAGACACAAAGUUCCUGCUGCUCCUCACAGUUGGGAGCUGGAUGAUGUUUCUCGAGGGAAAAGUCUAAACUGUUUCGUAUGCUUAAAGUCUAUUUAUCCCUCACAAACGCUUGGUCCUUUGGAGGGUGUUUUUAAUAUAUGCAGCCUAUGUGGUGCAGCAGCUCACCUGAGUUGCUCGUCAGCUGCUCACAAGGAUUGCAAGUGUGUGUCUAUGGUUGGAUUUAAGCAUGUGGUGCAUCAGUGGGCAGUUCGGUGGACAGAGGUAGCUGAUCUACCAGAUGAGACUUCUUUCUGCAGCUACUGUGAAGAGCCAUGCAGUGGAUCUUUCCUUGGUGGAUCCCCUAUUUGGUGCUGCUUAUGGUGUCAGCGUUUGGUUCAUGUUGAUUGCCAUAGUAGUAUGUGUAAUGAGAUCGGUGAUAUUUGUGACUUGGGCCCUUUCAGAAGGCUUAUUCUGUCACCACUUUAUGUUAAAGAAUUGCGUCGAACUUCUUCUGGUGGAUUACUUAGCUCUAUUACUCAUGGAGCCAAUGAGUUUGCAUCCUCUGUUCGUGCUACUAUUAGAAGUCAAAGCAAGAAAUACAAACAUGGACAUGAGAAACACAGAAAUGAGGUUUCUGCAGAAACAGGAAAUGUGAAUGUUGUUGAUGAUCCUUCUAUUGAAAGCACUGCUGAUAGUAGUCAAGCAGUAAAUGGCUCCCAUAUAAUGGAUGAGAACUGUAACGGUGGUAUACAUUCAGAGAGCGUUGACAAGGAGCAGGAUGGUGAUGUUAAGAAGCUGGAAACCAAGGCUAGUUUAAAGAAAAGUUCCUCUAUUAAUCAAAAGGAUGAGGCUCAAUCUAUAGGGAUGAGACAGAAAUAUGAGGUGACUGAAUUGCCUUCUGAUGUUAGACCUCUGCUAGUUUUCAUUAACAAGAAAAGUGGAGCUCAACGAGGAGGUUCACUUAGGCGACGAUUAAACAUCCUUCUAAAUCCCGCGCAGGUAUUUGAGUUGAGCUCAGCACAGGGACCUGAAGUUGGCCUCUUUUUGUUCAGAAAGAUACCCCACUUCAGAAUACUAGUAUGUGGAGGUGAUGGUACAGUGGGCUGGGUUUUAAAUGCCAUAGACAAGCAAAACUUUGUUUCACCCCCACCAGUGGCCAUACUUCCUGCUGGGACAGGAAAUGAUUUGGCUCGAGUUCUUUCUUGGGGUCGUGGUUUGGGCUCAGUUGAGAGAGAAGGAGGUCUUUGCACACUUCUUAAUGACAUAGAACAAGCUGCAGUCACUGUCCUUGAUCGAUGGGAAGUCUCUGUUUCAUAUCAACAAGGAAAGCAGCUUCAACCACCUAAAUUCAUGAACAAUUACCUCGGGGUUGGAUGUGAUGCGAAAGUUGCAUUGGAAAUUCAUAAUCUGAGGGAGGAGAACCCAGAAAAGUUCUACAAUCAGUUCAUGAACAAAGUUCUUUAUGCUAGAGAAGGUGCCAGAAGUAUCAUGGAUAGGACUUUUGCAGAUUUUCCUUGGCAAGUCCGUGUGGAAGUGGAUGGUGUUGAAAUUGAGGUUCCUGAGGAUGCAGAGGGUGUUCUUGUAGCUAAUAUUGGCAGUUAUAUGGGAGGUGUGGACUUGUGGCAGAAUGAGGAUGAAAGCUACGAUAACUUAGAUCCUCAAUCCAUGCAUGAUAAGAUACUAGAAGUUGUCAGCAUUUCAGGGACAUGGCAUCUUGGGAAGCUUCAGGUAGGGCUCUCUAAAGCUAGGAGGCUUGCUCAGGGUCAAUCCAUCAAAAUCCAACUUUUUGCUGCCUUUCCUGUCCAAAUAGAUGGAGAGCCUUGGUAUCAACCACCCUGCACAUUGACCAUAACACACCAUGGACAGGCCUUCAUGCUAAAGAGAGCAGCAGAGGAGCCACUUGGUCACGCUGCUGCCAUAAUUGCUGAUGUACUCGAGAGUGCUGAAUCUAGUCAAGUGAUUAAUGCAUCACAGAAAAGAGCACUUCUUCAAGAAAUGGCAGUUAGACUGUCCUAGAUGUUUUCUUAUACCACACUUAUACUUUAGGGUUUAGAUCUCGUGUUAGUUACGGUUGAGUUAUAGCUUGCCCAGAAAUUUCUUCUGUGUGCUUUUGUGUCAAUUUGUGUGCACAAAAAAUGUGGGAGAACUUGUCUGUACAUGAACUGGACAUGUUUGGUGUGUAAAGGCAAAUUUUGUUGUGGUACUACUAAAAUGUAAAUUUUUAUUUCCCAAAAAUCUUAUGAAAUUGAGUUGAGGUUCUA
Ipomoea nil (Japanese morning glory) is the source of this 2802-nucleotide messenger RNA. Its product is annotated as diacylglycerol kinase 1. The record is from RefSeq and is a predicted model, not a curated record. NCBI's taxonomy places the organism in Eukaryota, Viridiplantae, Streptophyta, Magnoliopsida, Solanales, Convolvulaceae. The transcript has 8 exons. The coding region runs from base 350 to 2557 and encodes 735 amino acids. Gene Ontology annotation, molecular function: ATP-dependent diacylglycerol kinase activity.